CAAUGGUUAGUUUUGACUGUGCUUAUUUGUGCCAUAAAAUAUUGAUCCUAAUUGGCAGCUAUUUGGGCUUUUAUAUCUACCGACCUCCAGUUUUUGAACUGUAGUCACUGAAUAAAGGGGUCCUGGCCUGAGAAGGCCCAUGCAUUCCUUCAACUGGAUGGGGAGCGGGGACAGUGACACCGGCGAUCUCGCGACUAGGAGGGAAUGUUGACCAGGGAGCACCGCUGCGGCCGAUCAGAGGAGCAGGAACCUGAGCCCGGGCUGAGUCCGAAAGAAGCCAGAUCCGGACGGUGGCUUCGGAACGGCUGUAAGUGGAAGAUGGAGGAGCCGGAGGAACCGGCGAACGGUGGGCAGUCGCUGCCCCCGGUUUACAUUUACAGUCCCGAGUAUGUUAGCCUGUGCGAUUCCCUGGCCAAAGUCCCCAAACGGGCCAGUAUGGUACAUUCCUUGAUUGAAGCAUAUGCACUGCAUAAGCAAAUGAGGAUAGUUAAGCCCAAAGUGGCCUCCAUGGAGGAGAUGGCCACUUUCCAUACCGAUGCCUAUCUGCAGCAUCUCCAGAAGGUCAGCCAAGAAGGAGAUGAUGAUCAUCCAGACUCCACAGAAUAUGGACUAGGUUAUGACUGCCCAGCCACUGAAGGAAUAUUUGACUGCGCAGCAGCUGUAGGAGGGGCUACAAUCACAGCUGCCCAGUGCCUGAUUGAUGGAAUGUGUAAAGUAGCGAUCAACUGGUCCGGAGGGUGGCAUCAUGCAAAGAAAGAUGAAGCAUCUGGUUUUUGUUAUCUCAACGAUGCUGUCCUGGGAAUAUUACGACUGCGACGGAAAUUUGACCGUAUUCUCUAUGUGGAUUUGGAUCUGCACCACGGAGAUGGUGUAGAAGAUGCCUUCAGUUUCACCUCCAAAGUCAUGACGGUUUCCCUGCACAAAUUCUCCCCAGGAUUUUUUCCAGGAACAGGUGACGUGUCUGAUGUCGGCCUAGGGAAGGGACGAUACUACAGUGUAAAUGUGCCCAUUCAGGAUGGCAUACAGGACGAGAAGUAUUACCACAUCUGCGAAAGUGUACUAAAGGAGGUGUACAUAGCCUUUAAUCCCAAAGCAGUGGUCUUACAGCUGGGAGCUGAUACAAUAGCUGGGGAUCCCAUGUGCUCCUUUAACAUGACUCCAGUGGGAAUUGGCAAAUGUCUUAAGUACAUCCUUCAAUGGCAAUUGGCAACGCUCAUUUUGGGAGGAGGAGGCUAUAACCUUGCCAACACGGCUCGAUGCUGGACAUACUUGACCGGGGUCAUCCUAGGGAAAACACUAUCCUCUGAGAUCCCAGAUCAUGAGAAAAGCUUCAUAGAAGUAGAAUCUAUAAACUGUUGGAAUGAGAAAAGAACAUUUAUUAAGCACCAAUUAUAUCCCAUUUUUUCACAGCAUAUGGUCCUGAUUAUGUGCUGGAAAUCACGCCAAGCUGCCGGCCAGACCGCAAUGAGCCCCACCGAGUCCAGCAAAUCCUCAACUACAUCAAAGAGCUUCUUGGAAGGACUUUGGAGCAGGAUUUUGGAAGCUACUCUGAGCCAGUUUGCAUGACUUCAGGGAAUCUGAAGCAUGUGGUCUAGUUGACAAAAAGAGAUCAGGUUUCCAGAGCCGAGGAGCAGUGCCUGUAAUGAAGACAGCGUGUUUAUGCGAGCAGUGUGUGGAAUUUGUGACUGCAGGGGGAAUUUGGAAGAAUUUUACUUCCUGAAAAUUUCCAAGGGGCACCAAGUGGCAACUGGCCUCCUGGGGUGAGGCAGGCAGGCACCCCAGAGGCCUCAACUAGACCUAGGGGAAGACAAAGAUUUCCAACAUUUAAAGUGUUUAUUUUUUAAAAACAUACAGAUGCUGUUUUUAAUCUUUGAAAAUUAUUUUUAAGCAAGCUGGGGAGGGGGUAUUUUUAUUUUCUUAAAGGACACAGAUCAGAAGCUGGAGGAAAACAUGGAGAUUUUGUUGCCAGUUUGUGGGGCAAGGGAGAGCUGAGAGGCAGGGUUGGGGCCUCAGAACCAUCCAGGUGGAGCCUUGGGGGAGGGGGGUUGGUCAGCAGACUGGGAGGUGGGGAGAAAUCCACCUGUGUGGUUUUCAGGAUUAUGGAUCUAUUUUGUUUUGUAAUAAAAUCUUUAAAAACCUA
This is a messenger RNA of Hippopotamus amphibius kiboko, 2140 nucleotides long. It is a transcript of the gene HDAC8, whose product is annotated as histone deacetylase 8. Bases 205 to 1566 code for a protein of 453 amino acids. Gene Ontology annotation, molecular function: histone deacetylase activity. The transcript is spliced from 13 exons. NCBI's taxonomy places the organism in Eukaryota, Metazoa, Chordata, Mammalia, Artiodactyla, Hippopotamidae. The record is from RefSeq and is a predicted model, not a curated record.